UCCAUCCUCCUUUUUGGUGUUGCGCAUCUGCCACAACCUUUGACAACGACGGAAUAUCCACUCUUCAACGACCGACCGACUGACCGACCGACCGACCGAUAGCUCACGUCGCUUCGGCUGCCGACUAGCGCUUCGCCCAUAGUCCGGCUUGCAAACGACCCAUCGUUUGAGCCGACCACCUUCCUGGUGGGCAGAACACGGCGCAACGUUCUUCCCCUGACCUGUGCUGCCAAGAGCCAUGAGCAGCCGGAUGGAUGCAGGGCUUCCAGCCCAGCCGAACCUGCGAGUCACAAUCAUCGCCGCUGAUGGGUUAUACAAGCGAGAUGUUUUCAGAUUUCCCGACCCUUUCGCGGUCGUCACCAUCAACGGUGAGCAGACCAGGACAACGCAGGUUUCCAAGCGGACGUUGAACCCGUACUGGAAUGAGAGCUUCGACUUCAGAGUCAAUGAAGACAGUAUCCUCGCCGUACAAGUCUUUGACCAGAAGAAGUUCAAGAAGAAGGACCAGGGCUUUCUUGGUGUCAUCAACAUUCGCAUCGGAGAUGUCAUUGAACUGGUGGCCGGAUCAGAUGACCAGAUGCUCACGCGAGACCUUAAAAAGUCGACCGAUAACCUUGUGGUACACGGAAAGUUGAUCAUCAACCUCUCUACCAACCUGUCAGCUCCCUCCCGCGUGCCGCAACCAUCAUCUAAUCGGCCGGCACUCCUCAGUCCGCAGGCUUCUACCAUCUCCAACGGCGACCGCGCUUCUGAGCGACCCGCGUCCGCCAUGUCAGGCGCCAACGGUACGCCGGCAUCGGGUGCACAGCAGACGUUGCCACACCGCCCGGCAAGCUUAAGCUCGACGCAGUCAACCACUACACCUCAAAUGAAUGGCUCAGCGAACACCCGACAGCCGAACAACGCUUCGCUGAGCCCAUUCGAGGAUGCGCUGGGCCGGCUUCCAGCCGGGUGGGAGCGUCGUGAGGACAACCUCGGAAGAACCUACUAUGUCGACCAUAACACGAGGACGACAAGCUGGAACAGACCGACAGGCGCCACAGGUGCGGCCGAGGCGCGCACGGCUGAAGCAAACACGCAGGUUGAGCGGCAGCGGCACCAGAACCGAACGCUGCCCGAGGACCGGACCGGCUCGAACUCGCCAACGCUGCAGGCACAGCAGCAGGCCGCGCAGGCCGCCACCGCCACCACCAUGAUGCACACGGGAACUACUACUGCAGGGACAGGCGAGCUCCCUCCCGGCUGGGAACAGAGGUGGACGCCCGAGGGCAGGCCGUACUUCGUCGACCACAACACCAGAACGACUACUUGGGUGGAUCCGCGACGCCAGCAAUACAUCCGAAUGUACGGCGGGCAGAACGCGAAUGGAACCAUCCAGCAGCAGCCGGUUUCGCAGCUUGGUCCCCUGCCCAGCGGUUGGGAGAUGCGGCUGACAAACACGGCGCGUGUGUACUUUGUGGACCACAACACCAAGACGACGACAUGGGAUGACCCCCGACUACCCUCCUCGCUCGACCAGAAUGUGCCGCAGUACAAGCGCGAUUUCCGCAGGAAGCUGAUUUACUUCCGGUCGCAGCCCGCCAUGCGGAUCCUUUCCGGCCAGUGCCAUAUCAAGGUCAGGCGGUCGCACAUUUUUGAGGACUCGUUUGCCGAGAUCUCGCGGCAGUCGCCCACCGAUCUCAAGAAGCGAUUGAUGAUCAAGUUCGAUGGCGAGGACGGCUUGGAUUACGGAGGACUUUCCAGAGAGUUCUUCUUCCUGCUCUCGCACGAAAUGUUCAACCCGUUCUACUGCCUAUUCGAGUACUCGGCGCACGAUAACUACACACUGCAGAUCAACCCUCACUCGGGCAUCAACCCGGAGCAUCUCAAUUAUUUCAAGUUUAUCGGGCGGGUGGUCGGGCUGGCCAUCUUCCACCGUCGGUUCCUGGAUGCCUUCUUUAUCGGGGCACUGUACAAGAUGAUUCUCGGCAAGAAUGUGGUGUUGGCCGACAUGGAGGGCGUAGAUGCCGACUUCCACCGGUCGCUGCAGUGGAUGCUGGACAACGAUAUCUCGGGCGGCAUUCUGGAGCAGACCUUCUCAACCGAGGACGAACGGUUCGGCGUCGUGACGGUCGAGGAUCUGAUCCCCAACGGGCGCAACAUCGAGGUGACCAACGAGAACAAGAAGGAGUACGUCGACCUCAUGGUCAAGUGGCGCAUCCAGAAGCGCGUGUCGGAGCAGUUUGAAGCGUUCAUGGAGGGCUUCCACGACCUGAUCCCGCAGGACCUCAUCGGCGUGUUCGACGAGCGCGAGUUAGAGUUGCUGAUUGGCGGCAUCGCCGAGAUUGAUGUUGACGACUGGAAGAAGCACACCGACUACCGCGGCUACACCGAGUCGGACAAGGUCAUCCAGUUCUUCUGGCAGACGGUGCGGUCCUGGGACGGCGAGCAAAAGUCGAGGUUGCUGCAGUUCACGACGGGCACGUCGCGUAUUCCUGUCAACGGCUUCAAGGAUCUGCAGGGUAGUGACGGGCCGAGACGGUUCACGAUCGAGAAGGCGGGUGACAUCACAAAUCUGCCCAAAGCGCAUACUUGUUUCAACCGGCUGGAUCUCCCUCCUUAUGAAACCCUCGAGAUGCUGCAACAGAAGUUGACUAUGGCGGUGGAGGAGACGAUGGGCUUCGGACAGGAGUGAGUGUUUGAUGC
Thermothelomyces thermophilus ATCC 42464 is the source of this 2685-nucleotide messenger RNA. RefSeq lists its product as uncharacterized. The transcript has 7 exons. Lineage: Eukaryota; Fungi; Ascomycota; Sordariomycetes; Sordariales; Chaetomiaceae. Gene Ontology annotation, molecular function: protein binding; ubiquitin protein ligase activity. The record is from RefSeq and is a predicted model, not a curated record. Bases 239 to 2674 code for a protein of 811 amino acids. Gene Ontology annotation, biological process: ubiquitin-dependent protein catabolic process.